GGUUCGUUCGCUCAUCACAAAUUACCAACGAUAUCGAAGUUAGAGAUAUUUUUUUAACACAUUUUUCUAAACUGAUACUCUGGCACUAUCAUGACAGAACCAAAAGUCGCUGGUGGCUCAAAUUCCGAGCCAACAGGUCUCACCAGCCCUCGCGCAACUUUUGAAAAAAUGAAGGACCUGCUGAAGGCGAAAGACGAUACUUCCAGGUUCGUAGGACUUGCUCUCCUUAAAUCCGUUCUUGACAACGAACAGCAGCUCGUCAACAAUACAGAACGCCUACAAAUACUUUGGGAAUCAAUAUCUUCAAAAUUCUUGGAUAGGCUACUGCGAGCUCAACUUGGUGGAAAUGUUGAUAAGUCCCAAGCGAAAGAUAUGGUAGAUCUCGCAGUAGCUGUACUACAUACAUUCUCAAUACUAUUAUCAGAAAAUAUACGAAGAGAACCACAGCUUACCCGAAGAACAGGACCGUUGGUCAAGGCACUGGUCCAAAGGUAAGCCUCCAGCUUUCCGGCUCUAAAUCACGUGCUAACCCCAACCAGUUCCCCUGAAACUACACAGCUCAUUCUUCAAACGCUGUUGACUAUAGUCAGUCAAGCAGAGGGCUCUUUAGAACUUUUAAAGGUCGAAGAUCUGUCUCCGUUGACAGAAAUAGCGCCGCAAUACCCUCUUGUCCUCGACAUCUUCAAUUAUACUUGGGCAAAUGGUUCUACAAUAAAUACGGAAGUGCAAGCGGUUCAUGAAAGUAUCAAUAGAGUGAUUCCAAAUCUGCUUGUAGUAUUCAAAGGAACUGACGCGGUCACAUUUUUAACAUUUAUUGCAAGUUUUAUACCGAAACUGUCUUCGGAAGUAUGUAUGAGUAUUCUUCUCUGGAUCCUGAGUUUAACACAUUUUAGGCACUUCCACGUAAUCCAAAAUGGCUUAAAUCUAUAACAAUCUUGCUACGAGCCUUGGUCAACAGGAAACCCACGCUUAUUGGUAGAACUGCAUAUACUCAAGCAGCGGCGGCAUUACUCCAAGCAUAUCCUGCGGCCUGUCCCUCAAUGUUAUUUAACAAUGAAUCUCUGCAAACUUCGGAUAAGACUGAGAAUAAUAACAAGCCAUUUUCUUAUCUAUUUAUAAAUCUUUUAUUGAUUGACUUGCGAUCCUCUUUUCCAUCUCUCUUGGCCAAAUUGAAUAAUAGUGAUUAUUCAGCUAUCUCACAGCGGUUGGCGGCUGCAUUCGAUGUUAUAUCAAGUUUCAUCGGAUAUCUUGUACGGAGUCUCGAUGAAGACUCCAAUACCUUCAACUUGACCCCAGAUUUAAUGUUGAAGUUGCGCAAAGAUAUCGCCGAGACAAUGUCUUUGGCGAUCGAGUAUCUCCGAGAUAGGUGGGAUGCAUCUAUUGCUGGAGCUUCCGGAUUGCAUCCAUCUGCACGAUCUGGAACGGCUGCCACAUCUGAAGGGACAAGACUUACUUUAACCUGGGAUUCUAUGAAAGAUAACGUUACUGCUGACCCUCUGAUUCUCGCUAGUAUCAGAGCGUUGGCCAUAUGGAUCCGGGAGGAUGAAAAUGAAAAUUUACGAAAAGAAAGUGCUGGUAUGAUGGAUAUGUUCAUUGAAUUAUACAAACUAAGUAACAAAGACGAACCUGGUUUCCGAUAUCCCGUAUUACUGGCGCUUGAGGGUAUAAUGACUACCGAGGAUGGCGUGGAGGCUUUCUUGAACCAAGAUGGAUGGCAAGCCGUCUCUGAGGACCUCGCGAGUAUUGUCAGCAAAAGUACCGAUAUCUCAAGCACCAAUAACCAUUCCAUCAUUAUUUCGGAAGCAGCAAGAGGUCUCCAAAUUGUACGGGUUCUACUCGCAGUUAUCGAUGAAGAGUUCACAUCAUAUAUCAAACAGGAAUGGUUAACUACAGUCUCAACAACAUCUUCCAUGCAGCUUCCGUCCUCCACAUCACCCUCUGUGGUCAUUGAGCUACACAUCGCCAUGCUUCAGUUAUCCACAGCAUUAUUAUCAAAAGCAGGAGAUGGCAUGCAGAAGCGUUUUGCGAAUGAUCAAAAAUCUCUAGCCAGAAUAGUGCAGCAAUUAGAGGUUAUAGUGGGAGAGAUGGAAGAUAAGGGAGAAGCAGCUGAAUUCAAGGAGUUACUGUCGGAUGUGGUGUUGGAUUUGGAAAAUUUGGGAGGGCGUUAAUCAAUUAUCCAAUUGAGACGAGCUUUGGAAAGAGCAUAAUCUACAAAAAUUAUACAAGUCGGUAUCAUAUCAUAUUAUUUUGCAAAUUUU
This is a messenger RNA of Sclerotinia trifoliorum, 2258 nucleotides long. Lineage: Eukaryota; Fungi; Ascomycota; Leotiomycetes; Helotiales; Sclerotiniaceae. The record is from the annotation of a GenBank genome assembly.